CGUCUGAAAUAACAGUUGAUUCUCAUCGUAUUACCAUGGCUGAUUUUGGCUUUAAUGAGCACCAUCAAAAUGAGAUUGUCAACUACAUGCGAUUUGCCCGCUCCAAAAGGGUCUUGAGACUUAAGACCAUCGAUUCAUGCUUCCAGGACCUGAGAGACAGCAGACUGGUGGAGGAAACAUUUACGGUGGAUGAGGUGACAGACAUGCUGGACGGCCUGCAAGCUGUGGUGCAUGGGGAAGUGGAGACCGAACUCAUCAACACAGCCCACACCAACGUGCUGCUCCUCCGACAGCUCUUCUCCCAGGCAGAGAAGUUCUACCUGAGACUGCAGACUGACAUCUCUGAGCUGGAGAACAGGGAACUGUUGGAGCAAGUUGCAGAAUUGGAAAAAACUGACUUUAAAUCCAGUAAUAAAGUAAACCAGGAAACCAGCAAACCGAAGUUAGCUCCCCUAAACGAAGGAGGAGUUUCUGAAUUGCUCAACAAGGAAAUUGCGAGACUCCAAGAGGAAAACGACAAACUGAAGGCCAGAGUCAGAACGCUGGAGACCCAGGCCAUGAGUGCGCUGGAUGACAGGUCCAAAGCUGAGAGAGCCUUGAGAGACCUACAGAAGACCCAGGGAGACCAGCAGCUUGCUCUGCGGUGUCAGGAGAUCAAUAAGCUGGAGGACACGGUGGCUACGCUGCAGGCUGACCUCCAAAAGUCCCUCAGUGCCAAUGCUAACUCUCAGAAGGACCUCCAGGAGAGCCUGAUCUCAGCCAAGCAUGACCUUCUGCGCGUACAGGAGCAGCUUGCACUGGCUGAGAAGGAACUGGAGAAAAAGUUUCAACAAACUGCUGCUUAUCGCAACAUGAAAGAGAUUCUUACCAAGAAGAAUGACCAGAUUAAGGAGCUCAGAAAAAGGUUACAGAAGUAUGAGUCAGAUGAAUGA
Chanos chanos (milkfish) is the source of this 932-nucleotide messenger RNA. RefSeq names its product leucine zipper transcription factor-like 1 (gene lztfl1). The record is from RefSeq and is a predicted model, not a curated record. Bases 36 to 932 code for a protein of 298 amino acids. Gene Ontology annotation, cellular component: cytoplasm. Lineage: Eukaryota; Metazoa; Chordata; Actinopteri; Gonorynchiformes; Chanidae. The transcript has 10 exons. Gene Ontology annotation, biological process: negative regulation of protein localization to cilium.